This is a messenger RNA of Myotis daubentonii (Daubenton's bat), 9018 nucleotides long. RefSeq names its product HECT, C2 and WW domain containing E3 ubiquitin protein ligase 1 (gene HECW1). Gene Ontology annotation, molecular function: ubiquitin protein ligase activity; protein binding. Gene Ontology annotation, cellular component: cytoplasm. NCBI's taxonomy places the organism in Eukaryota, Metazoa, Chordata, Mammalia, Chiroptera, Vespertilionidae. The record is from RefSeq and is a predicted model, not a curated record. Gene Ontology annotation, biological process: protein ubiquitination; ubiquitin-dependent protein catabolic process; regulation of dendrite morphogenesis.
UGCGGGCGGGAGGAUGAAUCGAUGAAGCGCUGCGUUACAGUGCACCAGGCGCCGCGCUGGGAGCCGAGCACGGUGCGUCUCUGACCCCGCCGGCCCUCCCCUCCCGCACCCACUCGCCGAGCCCGGGCCCAUCCGCCGAGCGGUGGCCACCACUGGUCCGGGGCAGCCGCGGCGCGGCCAGAGCGGGUGGGCGCCCGGUCCGUCCCGCAGGUCCCCGAGGCCCGGCGAGCCCCGCAGGGCACAUGUGCCCCCCUGGCUGUCAUCUGCGCGCUGACGGGAGCAUGAUCUAUGCCCGGGCCGGGGCUGCCAAGGAAUUGAUGCGCAUACACGUGGUGGGUCAUUAUGCUGCUGCACCUGUGUAGUGUGAAGAAUCUGUACCAGAACAGGUUUUUAGGCCUGGCCGCCAUGGCAUCUCCAUCUAGAAACAACCAGAACAGGCGCCGCUGCAAGGAGCCACUUCGCCACAGCUACAACCCCAGCCAGUUCCACAGCAUGGCCAUCAGGACCGGCCCCCAUGGCACCGUCACCAUCCCCCGCUCCACCAGCGACACGGACCUGGUGACCUCUGACAGCCGCUCCACGCUCAUGGUCAGCAGCUCCUACUACUCCAUAGGGCACUCCCAGGACCUAGUGAUCCACUGGGACAUAAAGGAGGAAGUGGACGCUGGAGACUGGAUAGGCAUGUAUCUCAUCGAUGAAGUAUUGUCGGAAAACUUUCUGGACUAUAAGAACCGUGGAGUCAAUGGUUCUCAUCGGGGCCAGAUCAUCUGGAAGAUUGAUGCCAGCUCUUACUUUGUGGAACGUGAAACUAAGAUUUGCUUCAAAUACUACCAUGGAGUGAGUGGAGCCCUGAGAGCUACCACCCCAAGUGUCACGGUCAAGAAUUCAGCAGCUCCUAUUUUUAAAAGCGUUGGCUCUUACGAAACUGCCCAGGAGCAGGGAAGUCGGAGGCUGAUCAGCUUUUCUCUCUCAGAUUUCCAGGCCAUGGGGUUGAAGAAAGGGAUGUUUUUCAACCCAGAUCCUUACUUAAAGAUUUCCAUUCAGCCUGGGAAGCACAGCAUCUUCCCUGCCCUCCCUCACCAUGGGCAGGAGAGGAGGUCGAAAAUCAUAGGCAACACCGUGAACCCCGUCUGGCAGACUGAGCAAUUCAGCUUUGUGUCAUUGCCCACUGACGUGCUGGAAAUUGAGGUGAAGGACAAGUUCGCCAAGAGCCGACCCAUCAUCAAGCGCUUCUUGGGGAAGCUUUCAAUGCCGGUUCAGAGACUCCUGGAAAGACACGCCAUAGGGGAUAGGGUGGUCAGCUACACACUCGGCCGCAGGCUCCCAACAGAUCAUGUGAGUGGACAGCUGCAAUUCCGAUUUGAGAUCACUUCCUCCAUCCACCCAGAUGAUGAAGAGAUGACCCCGAGUACGGAAGCUGAGCCAGCGGGCAUGCCGGGCAGCCCUAUGAACAGCCUGGUGGCGAGCAACCCUGGGGACCCUCUGCAGGAGGCACCAGAGCCCUCGGGAAGCUCCGAGUCAGAGAAGCCGAGGGAGGGCAGCGCCCUGGUCGCCGAAGGGAGCGCGAGCCUGGGGCUUGCCAAGCCCGUGGAGGAAGCGGCAGGUACCACUGAGGCAGGAAACGACCUCGACACAGUCUCUGUGGGACCUGAUGGGGCUGGGGAGCUUCUGGGCCUGGGGCGAGAGGACACCGAGCCCACCCUGAGCGCAGAAGAGGUGGCCGAGGGGCUGGCCCGGGGAGGCGAGGCACCCCCACCGGAGCUGCCGGAGGACAGCGACGCCCAGGACCAACCUGGGGAUCCUGCGGCAGAGGAAGCGGCCCAAGAGAGCAGGGCGGAGGGGCAGGAGGAAGAGGGCCAGGCGGCGGAGGCGGCGGAGGAGGGCGAUGGGCACGUGCCCGCCCUGGGAGCCCCGGAGGCCAGGCUGCCGCUGCGCGCCUCGGCGAAGCGGAAGAACAGGCCCUGCUCCUUGCCGGUGUCGGAGCUGGAGACGGUGAUCGCGUCGGCCUGCAGCGACCCGGAAACGCCGCGCACUCACUACAUCCGCCUCCACACGCUGCUGCACAGCAUGCCCCUGGUCCGGGCCGGCAGCCCCGCGGAGGACGACGGCGCGGAGGAAGAGCCCACUCUCACGGACACGGCGGAGAAGGACGGGCUCAGCGACGGCGACACGGUCGCUGCUGAGCCGCCUGCCCUGGAGGAGGGCAUGGAGGACCCUGAGGGGGCCACUCUCGGGACCAUGGCCCCCGGCCUCUCCGGCGUGGCCAGCAGCUCGGCCCCGGAUGGCGACACGCACCCCAGCACGGGCAGCGAGAGUGACUACAGCCCCAGGCAAGGCGGGGACCACAGCUUCGAGGGCUGCGACGCGUCCUGUUGCAGCCCCUCCUGCUACAGCUCCUCCUGCUACAGCACGUCCUGCUACAGCUCCUCCUGCUACAGCUCCUCCUGCUACAAUGGCAACCGGUUCACCAGCCACACCCGCUUCUCCUCCAUGGACAGCGCCAAGAUCUCCGAGAGCACCGUCUUCUCCUCGCAGGAGGAGGAGGAGGAGGAGAACAGCGCGUUCGAGUCGGUGCCGGACUCGGUGCAGAGCCCAGAGCUGGACCUGGAGUCUGUGAACGCGGCCGGGCCGUGGCACGACCAGCCAGCCGCCCCCACCACCGGGAGCAUGAGCGAGAGUGUGGCAAGAACCGCGGAUGGUGUGGAAGCCCCCAUGGCGGGGCCAAGCAAUCGGAGAGAAGGUGAAUGUCCUAUACUCCAUAAUUCACAGCCAGUAAACCAGCUUCCUUCCUUGAGGCCUGAACAUCAUCACUACCCAACAAUCGAUGAGCCUCUUCCACCAAACUGGGAAGCUCGCAUCGACAGCCAUGGGCGGGUCUUCUAUGUGGACCACGUGAACCGCACGACCACCUGGCAGCGUCCAACAGCAGCAGCCACCCCGGAUGGGAUGCGGAGAUCAGGGUCCAUCCAGCAGAUGGAGCAACUCAACAAGCGGUACCAAAAUAUUCAGCGAACCAUUGCCACAGAGAGGCCGGAAGAAGAUUCUAGUAGCCAAAGUUGUGAGCAAGUUCCAGCAGGAGUCGGCGGAGGAGGUGGUGAGAGUGACUCAGACACUGAAUCUUCUCAGUUGAGCUUAGAUCUGAGGAGAGAAGGGUCACUUUCUCCGGUGAACUCACAAAAAAUCACCUUGCUGCUGCAGUCGCCCGCGGUCAAGUUUAUCACCAAUCCUGAAUUCUUCACUGUACUGCAUGCCAAUUAUAAUGCUUACCGCGUCUUCACCAGUAGCACCUGCUUAAAGCACAUGAUUCUGAAAGUCCGGCGGGAUGCACGCAAUUUUGAACGCUACCAGCAUAACCGGGACUUGGUGAAUUUCAUUAACAUGUUUGCAGACACACGUCUGGAAUUGCCUCGGGGCUGGGAGAUCAAAACGGACCAGCAGGGAAAGUCUUUUUUCGUGGACCACAACAGUCGAGCGACCACUUUCAUUGACCCCCGAAUCCCUCUUCAGAACGGCCGUCUUCCUAAUCAUCUGAUGCAUCGCCAGCACCUCCAGAGGCUCCGCAGUUACAGUGCUGGAGAGGCCUCAGAUGUCUGUAGAAACAGAGGAACCUCUUUAAUGGCCCGGCCAGGACACAGCCUAGUUGCUGCUAUUCGAAGCCAGCAUCAACAUGAGUCGUUGCCACUGGCGUAUAAUGACAAGAUCGUGGCAUUUCUUCGCCAGCCAAACAUUUUUGAAAUGCUGCAAGAGCGUCAGCCAAGCUUGGCCAGAAACCACACACUCAGGGAGAAAAUCCAUUACAUUCGGACUGAGGGUAAUAAUGGGCUGGAAAAGUUGUCCUGUGAUGCAGAUCUAGUUAUUUUGCUGAGUCUCUUUGAAGAAGAGAUUAUGUCCUACAUCCCCCUGCAAGCUGCCUUCCAUCCAGGGUACAGCUUCUCUCCCCGCUGUUCACCCUGCUCCUCACCUCAGAACUCCCCAGGUUUACAGAGAGCCAGUGCAAGAGCCCCUUCGCCCUACCGGAGAGACUUUGAGGCCAAGCUCCGUAAUUUCUACCGAAAACUGGAAGCCAAAGGAUUUGGUCAGGGUCCAGGGAAAAUUAAGCUCAUCAUUCGCCGGGAUCACUUGUUGGAAGGAACCUUCAAUCAGGUGAUGGCUUAUUCCCGGAAGGAGCUCCAGCGAAACAAACUCUACGUCACCUUUGUUGGAGAAGAGGGCCUGGAUUACAGUGGUCCUUCGCGAGAGUUCUUCUUCCUUUUGUCUCAGGAGCUCUUCAACCCUUACUACGGACUCUUUGAGUAUUCUGCAAAUGAUACCUACACGGUGCAAAUCAGUCCCAUGUCUGCAUUUGUGGAAAACCAUCUAGAAUGGUUCAGGUUUAGUGGUCGUAUCCUAGGCCUGGCUCUGAUUCAUCAGUACCUUCUCGACGCCUUCUUCACAAGGCCCUUCUAUAAGGCGCUCCUGAGACUGCCCUGUGAUUUAAGUGACCUGGAAUAUUUGGAUGAGGAAUUCCACCAGAGCUUGCAAUGGAUGAAGGACAACAACAUCACAGAUAUCCUAGACCUCACUUUCACUGUUAAUGAAGAGGUUUUUGGACAGGUAACAGAAAGGGAGUUAAAAUCCGGAGGAGCCAACACCCAGGUGACGGAGAAGAACAAGAAGGAGUACAUCGAGAGGAUGGUGAAGUGGCGGGUGGAACGUGGCGUGGUGCAGCAGACGGAGGCCCUGGUGCGGGGCUUUUAUGAGGUCAUAGACUCUAGGCUUGUCUCCGUGUUCGAUGCCAGGGAACUGGAGCUGGUGAUAGCUGGCACAGCAGAAAUCGACCUAAAUGACUGGCGGAAUAACACCGAGUACCGGGGAGGUUACCAUGAUGGGCAUCUUGUGAUCCGCUGGUUCUGGGCCGCAGUGGAGCACUUCAAUAAUGAGCAGAGGUUAAGAUUACUUCAGUUCGUCACAGGAACAUCAAGUGUGCCCUAUGAAGGCUUCGCGGCCCUUCGAGGAAGCAAUGGGCUUCGGCGUUUCUGCAUAGAGAAAUGGGGGAAAAUUACAUCUCUACCCAGGGCACACACAUGCUUCAACAGAUUGGAUCUUCCACCUUAUCCCUCAUACUCCAUGUUGUAUGAAAAGCUGUUAACAGCAGUAGAAGAAACUAGCACUUUUGGACUUGAAUAAAGAAAUGGAAACUCGCCUGACAUUUUCCUGGACAGUGACCACCCUUUCUGGAAAAAUCCCCCUUUCCUUUUCCCUUCCCCUGAAUCAACUCUUCUUUGAUGUUGGUACUUCAUGAUUUUUACUUUCAAACCAAAUCAGAAUGGACAAAAGCUGUGCAUGAAGAACUGCCUUCUUCUAAGAUAUAACCUUCAGGCUUAUCUCCUCUAUUUUCAAUGAACUGCUAGCCUGUAUGCAAUAUUAAAGAACAGCUGUCUCAAGAUCUGUGUAUAUCUCCACAUACCUCCAUUACUAACAAUGAAAUAUGAAUGCUAGUUAUGCUACACUUGACCAAAUAGUAUUAAAUGUUUACUUCCAUUUAUAUAAUUUAAGGGAAAAUUGUAAGCAUUAAGCAUUCCAAGCUUUUAUAUGCCCAUGUCUUCUGAGCAGAGCCACCUUUUUUUUAAUAUAUAAUUUCUAACAACCAACUCUAAAACUAGGAGUUGAUCAACUCUUUCUUUCCCUCCGCUCUACUUUUCCCUGUGCAUAUAUCCAUGCAAAAGCAGCAGUAGAAAACCCAAAAUUUUUUAUUACAUUCAACUCAUAAUUUAUAUGUGGCAUCAGUCCCAUCAGCUGGAACUAGCCUAAACAUAUGGUGCAAAUAUGACACUUUCCAACAAAUAAUAACAGCGAGAUAAACACCUUUCCUGAUGCAACACAAUGCAUCCCAAUGGUUGUGGGGAUUGUGGCUCAAUUUCAGCUUAGAGAAAUCUAAGAGGGACACACCCUUCAGGAACAUUCACCACACAAGAAGCACAAACUCGUGCACAUGUCCAAGAAGGAUAUCUCAUUCUGUAGUUCAUAUAAAUGACAAGGCUUCCGCCCCCAUCGUGUUAUAUACAAUGUGAUGAAGCAAACAGGAAAAAGAGAAGGGGGACAUAGUAGGUUGGUUUAAAUACCUGAGUGCUGUACUGUUUUGUUCUGUUUCGCUACAGUUCUCCCACACAAAGGGGAAAAAAUGCAUAGAUAAUCUCAUGACUUCUGGUAAAGCCAGGUAAUUACUUGUAUGGCAAACAAAUUUUUAUUUUAACUUGAAUAUUGAUUUUUCAUGCUGUUUUCUUAAUUAUGGCAUUCAAAUUCCUUCACAUCUGAUUGUCCACAGGGACCACACUAAAUAAGAAGCUGCAGAUAGCGAUGGUGCUUGUUAGGGGUCAAGGGCAGUAUAGUGCUUUUUCAUUCAUAGCAGUCCUCCCAGAGCAGAGCCCUAACACCUCAAAGGCAUGUUGAUUUGUGUCAAAAUAGAUAUUAGUUUCUUUUAGCAUUCAGUAAAGAGAUAACACAGAAAACUUAGUGUUUCCAGAAAAACAACUGCAAGCUCCAAAGACAUUCAAUCUAAACCCAAGCAUAAUGGUCCUUUGCUAUUUUUCUAACCUUGUUAUCCAUGUUGUCUGAACUAUGUCACACAUAAAAAGUGUUUUUCUUCACUGGGAAAAGAAGAGCUGAAAGGCCCCACUGUUGAAAUGUCGCAUUUUUGUUUUAUUAAUACAGGAAACGAAGAAAAACUGGUGAGAAACAUAAAACAAAGUUAAUUUCCUAUGAAGCCAAGCCUUGUUCUCAUUACAUUAGUCUGUGUUUGGACAUGCAUUGUGUUCCUUGCACUCCAAUAUGAAACAUUCUUUUAGUAGGGAUUAUUUACAAUGCCCAGCACCCCUUGCUGCAGUGUACUUUUUGUCCAUCAGGGAAUAUAUAUGUUAUAGAAAUUUAGCUUUCAGUUGUCGUCUAGAAAGAAUAUUUCCCAAGAUAGAAUUGAAUGUGUAAGGUACAUAAUAUGGAAUUUGGGAACCUAUAAAAUUCAGUAUACAUUUCAAUAUCUGAAAAAUUUUCUAUUAUUUAUUUAUGAAAUCAGAACAUAAGGAUUAUGCUGAUCAUUUCACAAUUCUAAUGCUUUAAUACAUACAAGGAUAAAACUACUGCUGCCAUUCUCUUUUAAUACAUAACCAUAUGUCCUUUAACAAUAAGUUAUUUUGUGCAAGCCAAUGAGCUGGACCUUCUAGUGUAGGAGGCAUCUAUUAUUUUUAGAACUUGGUGUUACAUGUAUGUAAAUACUCAUUAAUUCAAGCAAUCAAUUCUCUUUUUAGUACUUAUAUUAUUUGUUAGGCAUUGGCAAGAGAGAAAGCUGUUAAAAAUGGAACCUGUUUUAUAAAUUGUACAAAUAUCUAAUUAAUCUAUUGAUUAGAUUAAUUAAUGUCUAUUCCACCCAUAUGCAGAAGGAAAAAGAUAUUCUAGAAAUUAUAUAUAGAUAGAUAACUUGGUCAUAAAUGGGUUUUUUUACCUACCCUACCCCCAAUGCCAUGACUCUACUAGAUGUAUCUCAAAAAGCAUUACAGGAACAGUGUUUCAUAAAAGUAUAAAGUCUCAAAAAAACCCUGUUGUCAAAGUCAGCUGAAAGAAUGCAUAGCUUGCUUUACAGGGUCCCAGAUCCCAUUAAAGCCUUUGAUAGACUCCUUAAGGAAGAAAAACAAAGAAAAAAGGAAUACAGAUAAUUAUUACAGAAAGAUCCUUUUUAUUUUUUUCUAUGUUCUGAAAGAUGUUUUCUUAGUUAAUAUUUCCUCAUACAUGAGGCUGAUUUUUAAAUUAUGUAUAAUUCUUCAUUAUAUAUAAUAAAACAGCUAUAGGACUAAAUUAUGCUAUUAAUUUCACAGAUGGAAAUGUAAACCACCCAAGUUAUAUAAUUUAAUGGGCAAGGCAGAUCUAUUUGUUAUCACUUGUAUUUUUUUUUUCAUUUAAAGUAUGAGUUUUCUCCAUGACAUAUUAUAAAAUUAAUCACUUGUAAACAGCAUUUUCUCUAAAACAAGAUCUUUUAGAGCUAGUUUUAGUAAAGUAUAUUACCCUUAAUUGAGGGAUAAACAAGAACAAUACAAAAGAGAAAAACAUGUUACAAUUGGAAAAAAUGCUUUUGAAAUGCUAUAAAGUAUUAUUAAUUUCAUGGCUAUCACAUUUUAUUCUGUCAUAUGAAGACAGUAAUCUUAAAAAUAGAAAAUUGACUCUGUAGGAUCAGAAGUAUUCUAAAUAUCCUGAGUUCUUUGUAACUUCCUGCAUAUAUAAGUUGAGAAAAAAUUUUAACCAUCACUAUUGUAGCACAAUUUUUUGAAUGGCAAUGCAAAAUUAAGAAAGAUAUAUAUUUUUGGCAGGCUUUAAAUAUGACAAAAGUCUAAAUGUGUUCUCCUUUAACAUAUGUCCCUAUGUCCUUUCACAGUAAGUGUAUUUUUGUGCAAGUCAAUGAACUGGACUUUCCAGGGCAUUUAAAUAUUACAUUUAUGACAUUGUCAGUCCUGUGUCAAACCGUGUGUCCAAAUUUUGGGUUCAGAAAAUUUCUCAGUUGCCACAAAUGUUUUCAAAGUCAAGAUGAAGCACUUUCAAAUGAAACUAGUUAGACUUUCACAUAACAAAUGUGGUGCUUUAUUAUUUUUAUUAUUAUUAUUAUUUAUUUUUGUGUUCACUAAAACUAUUGCUUCCAUUCUAUAACAUAAAAAUCUAGGAUAGGUGUUCCAGCUCUCAUAAGAUCAAAAGAGAAAGUGUUAUUUUCCUAUUAGUGACAUAGAGUUCCUUUGUUCCAAUAGAAAAAAAUAGAUGCCAACAGGUAGACUAUAGAGUAAAUGUCAGUCCAUCAGCCUACUUCCUGCAGCUCCUGAAUUAUCUAAGGAAAUACCUAUAACAAUUUUGCUAAAAGUCUUUGUUCUAGUCAAUAGCAGGAGAAGUCCACAUUAUUGGGCUGAUUUUGCUACCAUUGACAAGAGAAAUGUCACGUGAUACUCAGGCCAAGCUUUCUCUUCCCUCAUAUCACUUUCAAGGAAUGUCAAUAAACUCACUUUGGUA